CCGGCUCAGUCGGUUCAGUGAGUUACGAGUUGCGUCCGGGUUCGCCGUACGUGCGAUAACGGGGGCGUCAAUCGGAUUGCGCGAUUGGGAGAGGAUUCCUAACCUCGUGCACGCUUUCCUUUCUCUCUCUCUCUCUCUCUCUCUCUCUUUCUCUUCCUCUCUUCCUCACUCUCUCCUUUCCACCUUCUCUAUCUCUCUUUCUCUAUCCGUAACGCUUCCGUCUCUGUCGUUCCUUCUUUCGGUCCGUCCCUCUCAUUCGGCUAUGGGCAACAGGUUUGAAUUUAUGGGACAAUAAAGAGUGUGGUGCGUAGUGCGCGCGUGUUUCCCUCUUGCUCGCUCGAGCGGCUCUCCUCUCUCUUCCGCCAGCGAGAGCAGCCUCGUUUCUCCUACGGACACGUUCUGGGCUCUCCUCAUCUGCCACCGUGAACGGAGAACACUGCGCCGAAGACUAUCAAACUCUCAUAAAACUGUCAGCCACGGUCGGCCGGCUGACUUAUGCGCGUCCCUUCUUCCGACCGUGACUAGGGAGACCUGUCUGCUCUUCUGAAUCGCGGGGUCACGCGAAAUGCGGCAGCGGGUGACUCGAUAGCAGUGACCAUUCCUUCGUUGCGAGAGACGAGGAAGAAUCCCGGUAUUGUCGUCAGAUGGUCGUUGAAUCCUGAAGAUUUUGUCAAAAGGAGGAAAACGUACGAGAAAGUUGAAGGUGGAUGUUCGAAAGAUGACGACGAUCGCGCAGUAUCGCUGACGUUACGCGUGUCAAGGGACGAGAGAUUGGAAGAAGAUCGAGACGAUCGGCGAUCAAGCAAAACGCGGCGGUAGCAUCUCGCGGGGAACCACCUCUUCUUCCUUCUUUCGACGAGGCACGAGGGUGUAUGCGGAAGGGGGCGCGUGCGCGCGUUGCCCCCUCGCAGAGACGGUAAGCGGAAGACUACUUCUUGGUGACGUUGCGGCUAGAAGGUUGCAGAGGAGAAAACGACGGCGUGGAAGAAAGAGAGAAAAAGAGGCAGAGAGAAAGAGGGAGAGAGAAAUCCUCGCCCCACCAUCGGUCCUCGGGGCUCCCGAAUAUCUCUCCAUUAGCCCCCCUGACGGUGCUAUCCCCUCUCUGUGACCCCUCAGAUUUCCUAUCUUGCUCGCACACCCCUCUCGUCGGCUCUUGUCACGUCGGGUAACAGCCAGCCAGGCAACACCACCACACGAACAACCAGCAGCAGCAGCAGCAGCGCCAGCAGCAGCACCACGCAGACCCGACGGAGACGCAAGGAACGGGGUUGAAGAAUCCUACGCCGGCGGAGAGACCAAUCAAGGUUUGACGAACGACGGGGAUUGGUCGAGGCGCUCCUCUGACACGCAGAGAGCUCGGGCACGUGACAAGCUACCGCAUACACCGGGCCUCCGUUGGAUCGUGGCGAGGCCUUCAGUACGAUACCAACUACCCUCCGCGCACGCAACAGCAACGGUGAACGCUGAGCCGCGGCAAUAAAACGCUUCACCCCCUAAUGCGGUGAUAUCGGUACACCGGCACACCGAUCAUCCGAUCACGGACAGAAAGAAUCAUUCGCCACGGUUCCGUCUUCAGUCGUCAACGACGGUCGCGUCGUCCACAUUCGUCGCGUACGUUUUCACGGUUUUCCGUGAAUACUUGUCUGUCGUACAAACGCGUCGUACAUCACUCGUUGGUUACGUUUUGGAGAUACAUCGUAAACACGGCACCGCGAAUUUCGUGCACGCAGUUACAAAAGACACAGCGGUGAACAAAUCAUCGUGCGAACAAAUCAUCGAGGAAGAUAGAAAUAAAGAAGUGGAUGGGGUCUCGUCUUCAAUGGGGCGACCAGAUAAGCCGGCUGUUACGCGCUACUGCACGCUGCCUCGACGAGUUCUCUGUAGGUAAUUGCGACUCGUGAGGUCGUAAAGAAGCAGAAGACAGUUUUAUAGCCCAGGCCCACGUGGCCCUCGUAAACUCGACUCGGCUCAGGUCGGUUUAGACUCUGCCCGCCUGCCGGCACACGACUGCCUCUCCUUCUAUUCGUCGCGAUCCCCCUCGUUCAUUAUCGAAUCGUUUAGGGACGUGUUUAUCCGCGUGUAAAGGACCGCGAUAGGUGUAAACACGGCAGAGGAACAAGAGAACGGUGAGAUCGUUUUUAUUCCUAACCGAGUGAUAGCUCCUAACAGCCACUGUUGUUCCUCUAUUACCGCCAAGUGUGACAUGCUACCGUUUCUAUCGUCGUCAUCGUCGUCGUCGUCGUCGUCGAAUCUAUCGUCGCCGUCGUCGUCGUCGCCGUGGUCGUCAUCAUCAUUGUCGUCAUCGUCGUCGUCGUCGUUUUCGUUUUUAUCGUCGACGUUGUCGUGAAAUCAACGACCAGCGAUGACAGGUUCUCGUAUUUAACGACAGUGCGCGUAUCUUACCGCCACUCGAAGACCAAGGAUCAGAUUGGUGGUGUUGUUUCUCGUGGAAAUAUCGAACCGUACACACGUGUGGAACGAUCGGGCUAACAGUGUGACGACGAGUGCACUACUCGCGUGAACCAUGAGUUCCUAUCAGUUCGUUAAUUCGCUGGCGUCGUGCUACGCGGGCCAGCAAACGCAACAGCAACCACGAGCAACGGCCAAUUCACCUGGAGAACCGUUGCAGGCGGCAUCGCCCGCAGGUGGAGACUACUACAACCCGAACGCAGCAGCGACCAGCUAUCCAACACCGUGUUACUCUCCCCAGCAACACUAUCCUCAGCAUGCUUACGCCACUCCAGCCUCUGGAAUGCAACACACAGCGCCCACCGGCAUGAUAGACUAUACGCAGUUGCAGCCGCAGCCCCGGCUAAGCGCGACGACCACCUCGCAGCAACACAGUUUGCACCAACAGUCGCAGCAUCAUCCGCAACAGCAUCAUCCUCAACAGCAGUUGCAUCAAGAUCCGACGACGCCGCUUCUUCAGGCCGCAUCCGCGCCAUCGGCACCGUCCACAUCUAGCUGCAAGUACGCCGACUCAACGUCCUCCACGAGCGUCGCCUCGCCCCAAGAUCUAACCACGUCCACCUCGAGAAACAGUCCAACCCCUCUGGUGGCACCUGGCACCAGCAAGGCUGCAUCAGGCCUCACCUCGCCACCAGGAAGUUCGUCGAGGUCGUCGGUUGCCGCCUCGGCCGCCUCACCUGCCAGCGGAAGUUCCAGACCAGUGGCAGAAGGUAGCUCCACGUUGACCACCGCGUCGUCCGCUUCGUCGCCAGCAUCCUCCACCUCCAGCACCUCCAGCACCGGCAACAACACGUCGAACAAAACGAAUCCCAGCGGUAACGAGCCACCCAAAAUCUAUUCGUGGAUGAAGAGGGUGCACAUCGGUCAGAGCACGGUAAACGCGAACGGCGAGGUGAAACGGCAGAGGACGUCGUACACCAGGUACCAGACACUGGAGCUGGAAAAGGAGUUUCACUUCAAUCGCUACCUGACGAGGCGGCGCCGUAUCGAGAUCGCCCAUGCCCUCUGCCUGACCGAACGUCAGAUCAAGAUCUGGUUCCAGAAUCGGCGGAUGAAGUGGAAAAAGGAGCACAAAAUGGCGAGCAUGAACAUUGUACCGUACCACAUGUCGCCGUAUGGCCACCCUUACCAGUUCGCGCCCCACCCAGGCCAGUUCGCUCACUUGGCCACAUAGGACGAGUUCUCGCCCGCCGAGCUCGGAGCACACGCUGUCCGGUUCCCCGGGAUGUACGGCGAGCAGAACUUCUAAAAGGCUUUUUUCCUGUUCUCGGCCCGGCCGCCGUCACCAAAAACUGUAGCAAGUCUCGCGUGACCCGCCGCCGGCCCGGGACACUUCACUUCCAGUAGGACACACGUGGUGAGACCCGACGAGGUCUGACACAGGCGACCGAUGCCUCGACGGAUUGUCACUCGUCAAGCGGAAUUUCUACUUCUCUCCUUUCCUCUUCUUAUUAUUCUUAUUCCUUUUCUUUUUCUUCUUCUUCUUCUCCUCCCUCCCCCCCCUUUAUUCUGACAUUCUUUUCCCAUCGUCUUUUUGCUAGUACUCCAAUACUAUAUACGAAGGAACGCAUUGCGAACGAACGAGAGGGUUUUAGAGUUUUUUUUUUCCACGAGAAGGCUCGAGUAGACGUGUUCGAACUUCAAAAGAACUUUGUGAAACUUCGUUACGAUUCCAUCCUAUUUUACGAUUUUACUUUACACGACACGAUCGAUGAUUGGGAAUCGACGAUUCGUCGGUCUGUGCCUGUGUCCAUCCACGAGAUACUCCGUCACAAUAAAACUAUUCGAAGUUGAAGAGAAGCCAAAAAAUUUUCUGCAAUGCACGCCGUGCGCCCGAUUAAAUGGACUGGACGCGCUCCGAGGGGCCUCCUCUCGCCGCGGCUACACAUUACAAACGUACCGUUACUGAAUGCGGACGAGGAGCCACCUCAGCGGGUGAGAUAAAACCGAAUCAGUAGUUUUUAAGGCUUAGAAAUUAGCGGUCUAAAUAAUUAAUUAAUUGAGCGACUAAUUAAUUAAUUAUCUUGUCUUGGCUGCGCACUGUUUCGCAUCUCUGAAUCUUUUCAAAUCCUCCUGGUUCCCUGCCUCUAGCUCUUGCAUCCCACCCACGCACACCGUUCCCGGUAUAUUCCGAAUAACGAAGAAGAAACUAAAAAACAAAAAGAAAGAAAGAAAGAAAGAAAAAUAGAGGAUGCGCUCAUGUAUAUACUGAACUUCUUGUUUCUUCUUCCACUUCCUCUCUUCUCUUUCUCUUCUUUCGCUCGAAACCUAUCUCUCUGCGAGGGCGCGUUCCGUCGAUGGAAACGUCCUACGGACCACGCAGUCUCCAUCGACGAACCGCGCAGUUUCUAUGUGCACGUUAAAGUCUCUACUACGUAGUACGUAAGGUGCCUAUUAAUACUCGAUCCUAUUCUCUGCCGUUUUUCGAUAGAGGCUGCUGACAAUUUUCAACGUCCGUUCGAUCGACACGAAAUAACUCGCGAAAUCGAUGCGACGAAGCGCAUGCUAUUAACCAUACAGAUAAAAACAGCCAACAGUUAAGGGCAACAUAUUUUCUCGCGCGAUCGCAAUUCGUUAAGCCAAAUCGAUCGGGAAAGUAUCACAGGCUUUCCUCUAUGAUUCGCAUUAUAAAUGUAUACAUCUGUGCAUGUAAUAAUACGUCAAGUUACAAACUUGGUUUGUACGGUACUCUAUGUUCCUCUUUUCUUCUCUUUCCUGUUUCUUUUUUUUUUUUUUUUUUUUUUUUUUUUUUUUUUUUUUAAUAUAUCUUUGUUAAUAUAUCUUUAAAUCUUCGAACUCAGCCGAGUUCUCCUCGACUGUACAACAUUUUCGAUUUUGGAUUUUCAAUAGAACGUCGAGAAGGGAUCGACGACCAGUUGAAGACCAGGUCUCUGUAAAUAUCGCGAUCCGUAUUUUCCUAUGGCAGCUAACGAUUGUCGUCCGAGAACUAGUGAAAAUAUCAACUGUUCCUUUUCACGACGAUAACGCUGGACUUGGACUGGAGCGCGCGAUUUAACCCGGAGCGAUGCAAUUUCGAUACGGGGCGAUGUGGAAAAACUGAGUCUCGCUGCACACUCGCGGAAUCCUCGCGUCGCGUCGUGUAGCUUAUACUACUUUCGUCGCAGACGUUCGUUACAUUAUACAGUCUUGUCCGAAAUUGUAUAAAGAAUCGAAGAAUGUAUAUCCACUUUUCGUCUAUAGAGAUAAUAAAGAUUUCCAAGUCAACUGUUGACGCUUUGCGAGAGAAGUACGUUCACGUUCGCGCAUUCGUCUGUCGUUUAGUUGCGCGUCGCGUGCAAUACCAGCGAAACGAGCGGAAUCUGUAUAGCAAAACGAACGAACCGACGAAAAAACGGGCAACCGUCUCUCGAGGAAGAGAAGGAGAAGUAAAAGGUGGAAUAGGAGGAUCCCUCGACCUCCAUCGAACGAAACGGCAGGUGUAUAAAUGAAUUUUAGGUAAUGUGUUCGCAGUCGAAAUGCGUGCCCAUUUGUGCGUGUGCGCGCGCUCACGUUAAUUGGUUUAUCUUGUGAUACGAAGACGUAAAAAGAAAAGAAAAGCUAUAAUUAAACGAGAAGCAAAAAAAAAAAAAAAAAAAGAAAGAAAAAUUUCNUAUUUCAAAUUUCUCAGUAUUUCGCGAUGUCGCGAGGUAUUUUAAUUAAAGCGAGAAAUAUUAAAAAAAAAAAAAAAAA
Frieseomelitta varia is the source of this 6159-nucleotide messenger RNA. RefSeq names its product homeotic protein Sex combs reduced (gene Scr). Lineage: Eukaryota; Metazoa; Arthropoda; Insecta; Hymenoptera; Apidae. The transcript is spliced from 2 exons. Gene Ontology annotation, cellular component: nucleus. Gene Ontology annotation, molecular function: RNA polymerase II cis-regulatory region sequence-specific DNA binding; DNA-binding transcription factor activity, RNA polymerase II-specific. Gene Ontology annotation, biological process: regulation of transcription by RNA polymerase II; anterior/posterior pattern specification. The record is from RefSeq and is a predicted model, not a curated record. The coding region runs from base 2525 to 3643 and encodes 372 amino acids.